This is a messenger RNA of Gekko japonicus, 1902 nucleotides long. RefSeq names its product TNF receptor associated factor 3 (gene TRAF3). The record is from RefSeq and is a predicted model, not a curated record. Gene Ontology annotation, molecular function: tumor necrosis factor receptor binding; zinc ion binding. The transcript has 12 exons. NCBI's taxonomy places the organism in Eukaryota, Metazoa, Chordata, Lepidosauria, Squamata, Gekkonidae. Gene Ontology annotation, biological process: innate immune response; tumor necrosis factor-mediated signaling pathway; regulation of canonical NF-kappaB signal transduction. Bases 144 to 1847 code for a protein of 567 amino acids. Gene Ontology annotation, cellular component: plasma membrane signaling receptor complex.
AAUGUCCUUGUGCUUUCCCACUUCCAUUAUACCGGUAUGAGAAAAAACUGACAGUAGAAAACAAAUUCUGUAGUAAACAAGAGAGUAUAUUAUUUGGACAGAAACACGCUCAAAAGUCACAAUAAGAAUAAACCAGUCGCAACAUGGACACUACCAAGAAGUCUGAUCCCCCUGUCUCAGUGGAUAUGGUACAACAAAAGGCCAACCCUGAACGCAGCCCCGUAACAUCAAUUUAUGUACCAGAGCAAGGUGGUUACAAAGAGAAGUUUGUGAAUGCCGUGGAGGACAAAUACAAAUGUGAAAAGUGCCAUCUCAUAUUGUGCAAUCCAAGACAGACAGAAUGUGGGCAUCGAUACUGUGAGACUUGUAUGGUCACUGUAUUAAGUUCUGCAAGUCCAAAAUGUGCAGCAUGUCAAGAAAUAAUAGCGAAAGAGAAGGUGUUUAAGGAUAACUGCUGUAGGAGGGAGCUCCUUGCUCUUCAGAUACUUUGCAGAAACGAAAGUAAAGGCUGCCGAGAACAAUUGACGUUGGGACAGUUGCUUAACCAUCUGAAAAAUGAUUGUCUUUUUGAAGAACUUCCGUGCCCUCGUGUUGAUUGUAAAGAGAAAAUUCUGAGGAAAGACUUGCCCGAUCAUGUAGAAAAGACCUGUAAAUACCGGGAAACAACAUGUAAAUAUUGUAAGAGCCAAGUUCCAAUGAUUACGAUACAGAAACAUGAAGAUGCUGACUGUCCUUGUGUUAUGGUUACAUGUCCUCAUAAAUGUAGCGUUUCUGCACUUCUGAGAAAAGAGUUGAAUGCACAUUUGUCAGAAUGUAUUAAUGCCCCAAGUACCUGUAGUUUUAAGCGUUAUGGCUGCACUUUUCAGGGAACAAAUCAGCAAGUUAAAGCACAUGAAGCCACCUCUGCAGUGCAGCAUGUAGACUUAUUGAAAGAGUGGAGUAAUUGUCUAGAAAAUAAGGUGGCCAUGCUCCAGAAUGAAAGUUUGGAAAAGAACAAAAGUAUACAAACUUUACAUAAUCAAAUUUGUACCUUUGAAAUAGAAAUUGAGAGACAAAAGGAAAUGCUACGAAGUAAUGAAUCUAAAAUACAUCACUUACAGCGGGUGAUAGAUAGCCAAGCCGACAAGCUGAAAGAACUGGACAAAGAGAUCCGUCCCUUCCGACAGAAUUGGGAAGAAGCAGAUAGUAUGAAGAGUAGCGUGGAGUCCCUCCAGAACAGAGUGACUGAGCUGGAAAGUGUUGAUAAGACUACUGGGCAAGGAGCUAGAAAUACGGGUUUGCUGGAAUCGCAGCUGUCUAGGCAUGACCAAAUGCUGAGUGUUCACGACAUCCGACUAGCCGACAUGGAUCUCCGGUUUCAAGUCCUGGAAACUGCCAGUUACAAUGGAAUAUUAAUCUGGAAAAUCCGAGAUUACAAGCGUCGGAAGCAAGAGGCAGUGAUGGGGAAGACUUUGUCCUUGUACAGCCAGCCUUUUUAUACAGGAUACUUUGGCUAUAAGAUGUGCGCCAGAGUUUACCUCAAUGGUGACGGGAUGGGCAAAGGGACGCACCUGUCCUUGUUCUUUGUCAUAAUGCGGGGGGAAUACGACGCAUUGCUUCCGUGGCCGUUCAAGCAGAAAGUCACCCUUAUGCUGAUGGAUCAGGGACCUUCUCGACGUCAUUUAGGAGAUGCUUUCAAACCAGACCCGAACAGCAGUAGUUUCAAGAAGCCCACUGGAGAAAUGAAUAUUGCUUCUGGCUGCCCAGUCUUUGUUGCUCAGACUGUUCUAGAAAAUGGAACCUAUAUUAAAGAUGAUACUAUUUUUAUUAAAGUCAUAGUGGAUACAUCGGACCUACCAGAUCCCUGACGUAGAGCACUGAGGCCAGUUCAACAGAAGACAACUCCAUUGGGGGCUCUUUUUU